This is a messenger RNA of Saccostrea cuccullata (small rock oyster), 605 nucleotides long. Its product is annotated as neurogenic locus Notch protein-like. Lineage: Eukaryota; Metazoa; Mollusca; Bivalvia; Ostreida; Ostreidae. The coding region runs from base 15 to 605 and encodes 196 amino acids. Gene Ontology annotation, cellular component: protein-containing complex; plasma membrane. The record is from RefSeq and is a predicted model, not a curated record. Gene Ontology annotation, molecular function: calcium ion binding. The transcript is spliced from 4 exons. Gene Ontology annotation, biological process: establishment or maintenance of epithelial cell apical/basal polarity; heterophilic cell-cell adhesion.
AAUUGAAUCUGAAUAUGACGAGAGACACCCAGAAUUGGCAUCAUGUAGCAAUUAUUAUGAGCACAGAAACAAACACGAUAAGUGUCUUUAUAAAUGGAAUAAUCGAUUCUCAAAAAAGUCUUCCCUGCCAUAGAAAUGCCAAUUUGAUCGGACCCGACUUCAGAUUUGCUGUUGUGCUUGAUGAGGACCCAUCAACAGACAUCUCGAUAUCUGGGUAUCAGAUUACUUCCAAUGUUCCGUCUGGUGACGAAAUUCUUCGACAUGCAUCGUCAUGUAGCUACAACAGGAAUGAUACGUUUGUUACAUUGAGUAACAUUGACUGGACAUCUUUUGAUAGCUCACACAUUAAAACACCAAGCCAAUGUGACAAUGUAAAUCAGUGCAUCCCAAAUCCAUGUAACGGCCACCGCUGCAUAGACUUGGUUAGAAACUAUAGAUGCCACUGUACCAAUGGUUUCACUGGUGAAACUUGUGAGAUUCCCCCCGACUACUGUAGCGCAGCGCCGUGCAAAAACGGUGGUGUUUGUCAGAAUGGAGAACACACUCAUAUAUGUACAUGUUCGAAAGGGUACAAAGGGAUAAAUUGUGAAAUUCCUAUCGAUUGA